AUGGCAGUGUCUAAUAUGGUCUUCUCCGACGUUGAAACUUUUCUUGAUAACCACCCUGAGCUCUUUGAGGACUACCUAAACAGGAAAGGUAAAUACAGCAUGGUGGAGAAAUGGCUCAAAAAUCACCAAUCAAAUAAAAACCAACCAAAUUCCACCAGCGAGCCGGAUAAACCAGUUUGUAAGGACAGCUGGGCAAGCAAAGGAGACGGUCUGCAGCGAAGAGCAUCGCAGAAAGAAUUGCGCAAAACUUUCGCCAGGUCCAAAGCCAUCAAUGCAAACCGGACUUACGAUGAGCACGUGAACUCUCGAGCUCAGGAGCCGCUCACCAGCAUGCGGAGACGCGCUUUACUCCGGAAAGCCAGUUCACUUCCUCCAACCACCGCACACAUCCUAUCUGCACUGCUCGAGUCCCGGGUAAACAUCCCUCAGUACCCAUCCACAGCCGUGGAUUUUAAGUACUACCUGAAAGAGCACAACGAGCGCGAGUUUUUCCUCGAACUGGUCAAAGAUAUCUCCAACGACCUGGACCUAACCAGCCUGAGCUACAAGAUCCUGGUGUUCGUGUGCAUAAUGGUCGAUGCAGAUCGCUGCUCGUUAUUUCUAGUAGAAGGCACCGCUAAUAAAAAGACCCUGGUUUCUAAAUUCUUUGACGUUCACGCUGGCACCACAGUCCUACCCUCUUUGAGCAACUCGAAUGAAGUCCAGGUUCUCUGGGGUAAAGGGAUUAUAGGCUAUGUAGCCGAACAUGGAGAGACUGUUAACAUCCCCGAUGCCUAUCAGGAUCAUCGUUUCAGUGAUGAGAUUGACAAGCUGACGGGGUAUAAGACCAAGUCCCUUUUGUGUAUGCCUAUCCGGAACAGUGAUGGAGAGAUCAUAGGAGUUGCACAAGCCAUAAACAAGAGUCCCAGUGGCGCACUCUUCACUGAGGAUGAUGAGAAGGUGUUGCAGAUGUACCUGCCUUUCUGUGGAAUCGCCAUCUCCAAUGCUCAGCUCUUUGCUGCAUCCAGAAAGGAAUACGACAGGAGCAGGGCAUUGUUAGAGGUGGUGAAUGAUUUGUUUGAGGAGCAAACAGACCUGGAGAAGAUCGUGAGGAAGAUUAUGCAUCGCGCUCAAACACUUCUUAAGUGUGAACGCUGCUCCGUCCAGCUACUAGAGGACAUUGAGUCUCCGGUAGUGAAGUUCACCAAGUCUUUUGAACUGCUGUCACCAAAGUGCAGCGCUGACACAGAAAACAGUUUUAAGGACAGCAUGGAGAAGUCCUCCUACUCCGACUGGCUGAUUAACAACAGCAUUGCCGAGUUGGUGGCCUCCACCGGCCUGCCGGUGAACAUCAGUGAUGCCUACCAGGACCCUCGUUUUGACGCUGAGGCUGAUCAGUUCUCUGGGUUCCAUAUACGCUCUGUCCUGUGUGUGCCCAUAUGGAACAGCAACCACCAAAUCAUUGGGGUGGCACAGGUCCUGAACAGGUUGGACGGUAAGCCAUUUAAUGAUGCAGACCAGAGACUGUUCGAGGCGUUUGUGAUAUUCUGUGGGCUGGGGAUCAAUAACACUAUUAUGUAUGAUCAAGUGAAAAAAUCGUGGGCCAAACAGUCCGUUGCACUGGACGUGCUGUCAUAUCACGCCACUUGCUCCAAGACCGAAGUGGACAAGUUUAAGGCAGCCAACAUUCCUCUGGUGUGUGAGCUGGGUAUUGAUAAGCUAUCAUUUGAUGACUUCUCACUAGAUGUGGAUGCUAUGAUAACAGCAGGACUGCGCAUGUUUAUGGAGCUUGGCAUCGUGCAGAAAUUUAAGAUUGACUAUGAGACUCUGUGUAGGUGGUUGUUGACUGUCAGGAAGAACUAUCGUAUGGUUCUUUACCACAACUGGAGACACGCGUUCAACGUUUGCCAAUGCAUGUUCGCCAUGCUAACAACUGCAGGCUUUCAGGAAACCCUUUCAGAAUUGGAGAUUCUGGCCCUCAUAGUGGGAUGUGUGUGCCAUGAUCUGGACCACAGAGGAACCAAUAACGCCUUCCAGGCCAAGACAGGUUCUGCUCUGUCUCUGCUGUAUGGGACCUCAGCCACGAUGGAGCAUCACCACUUCAACCAUGCUGUCAUGAUUCUUCAAAGUGAAGGCCAUAAUAUAUUCUCCAACCUGUCAUCCAGGGACUAUGGAGAUCUUAUGCAGCUACUUAAACAGUCCAUCUUGGCUACAGAUCUCACUCUUUACUUUGAAAACAGAAACAAUUUCUUUGAGCUGGUGAAUAAAGGAGAAUACAACUGGAAUGUUAAAGAACACAGAGAUAUGUUCAGGUCAAUGUUAAUGACUGCUUGUGAUUUGGGAGCUGUAACCAAGCCAUGGGAUAUUUCUCGCAAGGUAGCAGAGCUGGUCACUGGUGAGUUCUUUGAGCAGGGAGACAGAGAGAGAUCUGAACUGAAGCUGAUUCCUUCUGCCAUCUUUGACCGGAACAGGAAGGAUGAGCUGCCAGGUUUACAGCUUGAAUGGAUUGACGGUAUCUGCGCUCCACUGUAUGAGACACUGGUAAAACUAAACCCUAAACUCCAGCCGAUGGUCGACAUGAUCCGAGCCAACCGUGCCAAGUGGGACGAGCUGCACCAGAAGCGGCAGUGCAGCCAAGAACUGGUGAAUCUCCUCGAUGCUUCUUGCGAUGGUGACCCUGGUGUUAGCAGCGUGCCCAAAGCUGCGAGUUAG
This is a messenger RNA of Trichomycterus rosablanca, 2691 nucleotides long. RefSeq names its product phosphodiesterase 11a (gene pde11a). Gene Ontology annotation, biological process: negative regulation of receptor guanylyl cyclase signaling pathway; signal transduction. NCBI's taxonomy places the organism in Eukaryota, Metazoa, Chordata, Actinopteri, Siluriformes, Trichomycteridae. The record is from RefSeq and is a predicted model, not a curated record. Gene Ontology annotation, molecular function: 3',5'-cGMP-stimulated cyclic-nucleotide phosphodiesterase activity; protein binding. The transcript is spliced from 20 exons. The coding region runs from base 1 to 2691 and encodes 896 amino acids.